GUCAUUCUGUUGUGAUCAAUUUUGUAUUGAAAAUUGAAAUUAGAGUAAAAAUGCGUUGUGAAGUACUAAACUGAUAAAUAAUUAUAUUAUUUUGUUUAUUUUAUUUCUGUUUAUAUGGAAUAAAAAAAUUCAAGAAGUUGAUAUAGCAAGCCAGUAGGCAAACCAAAUAUCAAGUAAUAGCGAAACCAGUAUUAAAAAAUGAGUUGGAUUUUUCUUUUUGUAUGCCUUUCUUAGUAGGUGUGGUUUGUUAAUUUGUUAAUUGUAAACAAAUGUAAAGAAUUUUACUAAAAUGAGAUUUAAUAAACAUGAGCUAGCUGCCUUAGCUUCACAGGCGUCGCAGAGUUUCGAUCGUGAAGGUGUGUUGUUGUUAAAAGAAAAGCAGGAUGGUUUCUUUCGUCGAUCGGAAGGUUCUUACUGUGUACACUGGUUCCGACUUAGAGGCAACCUUCUCUUUUAUUUGAAAGGUCCUGGUCCAUGGCAGCAGCCUGUUGGUCUCAUAGUGUUAGGUCAACAUCAAGUAAAAGAAUAUCCCCUGGAUGAGAAUGGCAAUUGGCCAUUUCAGCUUAUCUGGGAGAAUGGAAUAUGCUACAAGUUGGCUUCAUUUUAUGAAGCUGAACGCACAUCGUGGAUUAAGGCAAUACAAGCAGCUCCUUAUCCUGUUAUAAAUUCUCAGAUUCUAAUGCUUAAAGAAAAACUUAACAAAAUAAGAACAACCACAGAUAUAACAAUGUAUAGGCAACAGAAGGGCAUAGUACUUGAUAUGAAUGAGGUACCGCUUUGUGAGCUGGCACUUUUUUGUGAUAAUUUAUUAUGUGAUACACAUGGUCGCCCACCGUCACCAGUUAUUGUUAUAUACGUGAAAUAUUCAAAGGGUCUUUGUAUAAAAUAUGGAACAACAGAGAUAGUUGAUACAUGCAGCAAUCCUUGUUUUUCAAAAACAAUUUUGUUUCGUGCCAGUGAUGGAUUAUCGAGAGAUACUGUAGUUACAGUAGUUGUUUAUGAUGUUAAGGAACAUGUAUCUGAAACUGCAGUACCAAUGGGAUCUUGUACAUUGCAACUUAGCACUAUACAGGAAGCCCAAAGAUUGCGUGUGGCUUUAACGACACGCGAUAACAAGACAGUGGGAUUUGUUACAAUCAACGGCUGGAGCUUGGAGCCAUCCUACAUUGGUACCAGUCCUAGUCAUACAAAUGACAAAAAUUGUAUAGACAUCCCACAAAAGAUCCUAAAAAGCCACAGACGUUCACAAUCAUUGCCUCCUAGACUCGGCUUGAAGUUGAAGUUUCCUUCCUAUGGAAAUCUUCUGAAACAGAACUUCGUUAACAGUCACCAGGUUACAUAUAGGUUUCAUUCGGGACUGGGUGGAGACAUAACUGUACACGAAAUAAUGGCCGAACCGAAAUUGUGCUAUCAAAUUCCUAUGCAACUGUUGGAAAUAUAUAUUCAACGGGAGAAAGAGCUGUUAGAGGAAUUAUUGUCAGUGGGCGACAUUUCUGGACAUUGGCGAGUCAAGAGGUUGGAGUUAGCGUCGACACAUAUGGCUUUAUUGCAGCACUAUUGUCACUCAAAAAAAUGUUUGCAUCAAGCUGAAAACGCCUAUUUUAAAGCAAGCAGUAAAAAAGAUGAUUCGAGUCUGGAAUUUGCUCCUGUCAACCUUCAUUUGCAAAGAAUGUGGGUGUACAACGACACACUGAAUAAGACCGGGUUUCACGAUAUCAUCACUGCGGGCGCGUUCGCAGCACACACACAUAAAGCGGAACGCACAGGGGGCCUUAUUAGAUUAGUACAACAAGUAAAGGAUAUAACAAAUACGAAAGCUGCAUUAAAUUUCGCAGCCGCAAAUAAGAUACAGGCCGAAUACGAUAAUGUUGUAGCGAUGAGGAGACUGCGCGAUGAAAUACUCGACGAUUUGGAAAGAAUGGUAGUACUUCUACAAGCGAACCAGCACCAGGAAGUUACGAAUAUUUCAGGAGUAAUUAAAACUAAAGUGAAAAGCAUGCUUGCUCUAUGGGAACCUGCUGUGGUAGAAGAAUCGUUGGCAAUUAUUGGAUGGCCGAAACACCACUGCAACGAUGAUCCGGAAAAUCAAACGCUGUCGGCUAUAAUGCGUUUAACAGACCAACUGAGCUUGUUUGAUAACAACACUGAUUGUGAUAACUUUGACGUCUCCUCUAGUUCUAGCUCCAAAGACACAUCGCCCAUUGUUGAUGUUGCAUCAUUCCCUUCUAGUUCGUACAGUUCAAUCUCUAGCAACGGUAUCAAGGAGAAAGAGCCUUUCAAAAAUAUGUAUGAAACCGAAUUGCGAUUCUACAAUGAUUAUUUCAAAAGUGAAGAACGAAAUAUUUUAAAUAGUUCGUUUCGUUCCACUCGCUCUCAAACAAAACCAAAACUAAACGAUGCUCAGAGUUCAUCAUUUGAAUCGUGCAAUCCUAGAUACGGUAGCUUGAGACAUGAUUUUAAAAGUACAGCUUCCUUGGAACAAGUUUCGUAUCGAUGUCUGAUGGAAAGUUUAAGUGGAAUUGAUAAGAAAAAGAGCGCAUUAAGGAAUGAAUCAUCUUCGCUACCGAGUAUAGGUCAAAUAGACUCAAUAACUAGAGAGAAUAAUUUAAUGUUUCUGAAGAGCAUUGGUGCAGAUGUUGAUGCAGCCACAAUGUUAGCUCUAGAAAAUGUUCUAAAAUACUCUGACAGCAAUAAGGAUCUGACAGACGAUGAUCUGGAGAGCCUGAAGAAUGUAUCGGAGGGUUUCAAAGCAGCGGCCGAGGUCCUCGUGCGAUGGUUGAGGGUGUCGCACGCUGCUCUACGGUUGCGCUGCGAGUCCACUUCGUGGGCGUGGGAAAACUCCGCGCUACAGACUAGACGAUACAUGUGCUUCUCACAAGCGCUGGCAACAUUGACAGCGGGUUUGCUGUGCUGGUUUUGCUCAGUCCCAAGUGACAUUGUAGUUAAAGUUUUAAGAUCCGACAUGGGUCCUUUGUGCGGUUUUGAAGGCUUGUUGAGCCUUUAUUCCACCGAGAAAGCUAUGUGGGGUGAUAUGGUCGUGGCAGUUGAAGACUUGCAGACCGUUGUUUUUACUUUAACCAAAGUAGGACAUAGCAACAUGGCGAUACCACAAGUGAGCGGAACAAGAGAAGCUUUGACAGUAUAUAUUCCUGUAUCGGAUUCCCUUUAUAGCAAGUUUAUCAAUAAAGAGCAUUUGAGUUUCACCAUAACACCGGUGUUCUUCAAUGUGGGUAUAAAUGAAAAAGCUACACUGGCUGAGGCAUUGGGCGAGACUACUCCACAGUUCCAGUCAAACAACGAUAAUUUGGAUAGACUUUACAAAUAUUAUUACAAAUAUAAUAAAGUGUUUCCGGACCACAUGACUUCUAGCAGAACAUCAUCACGGACAAAACCGUUGGAGGAAGUUAUGGAAAAUCUUCGCAUUGCUGUCCACAAAAAAGUGCCUAAGAAUAUUGAAGUAUUACACCUUGCUGCCUUAGCGACGAGACUUAUGAACGGUAUUAGAUUUACGUCAUGUAAAAGUGCCAAAGAUAGGACUGGGAUGUCUGUGACUUUGGAACAGUGUUCAAUACUUUCUUCAGAAUAUCAUCUGGCUGAGCAUGAAAUGAAAAAAGCGCUUAAUAUAAUGAGGAGUGAGGGUUGCCGUCGUGAGAACACGUUCAAAAAUAUUGGAAUCAAAAAAUACGCGUUUACCAAAAAACAGGUGAUGGCGCUCCCUGAAGAGUAUAGACCGCCACCUGGCACUUAUGGCGCUACGCAAACUUAAAUAGAAUACGAAAUCAUUUACAGGGGGUAAAGUACCAAAAUACAUAAACAUUGCAUUCUUUAUCGUGUACUUAAAUGGAUUCUAAUAUUAUUUUACACAUUUUUGUAUAUAUACAAAAAACGUUACACAGGUAUAUAAUGUUACGUUACACAAAGUUUCUCUAUGCGACAGCGCUCUCUAUCAUGUUGCGUUGGGACGAAAGAGAGUGCGAUAUUUUCGAUUACGUCGCUAUUAGUCGUCGUUUUUCUUUCUUUCGUCCCAAGAUAUGUUGUGUCGUAAUGGUCCAAGCCAGGAACAGAUUUAUCUAAUAAGAUCCAAAACUCAUAAAAUGCUUGUGCAAUGUUGUUUUAUGCAGCUUAAAAAACUUAACUGCGAUGUUAGGUUCAAGAGUAGCUCUAAAUCACUUAAAAAACUUCAGUAAUUCACCAGUAUAUAGUAAAACAAAAUUUGCCAACAUUCUAUUUAUUUUUAGAUCUAAAAGUGACUGUGUUUAUAAUUAACCUGUGUUUACUUAAGAGUGUAAUUCCGAACUAUUGUACUACUAUACGAAAAUUAUUGUACUUAUAAAUGGUAGACCAAGACUUACUAAUAAUAAUAUAUCUAUUAUUAUAAUUAAAUUUCUAAAAAUUACUUAAGUUUUUCUCGUGAUAGUAUUAUUUGUAUGACCUUAGCGUAAUAACUAUUACGACAAAAAUAGAUCAAUAUCUUCCAAUGUAUCCCAUAGUUUAGUAUGUACUUACAGCACAUAAUAUUUACAAAGAACAGUAAUAUAUAGUUAUACGAUAUUAUUAAUUUUGAUAAGUACGGAAACAGUGGCGAGUGUAAUAUUUAAAUAAUCGGUAUUUUUUAUUAUAAUAUAAUCCAAGGGCCGCUAGAUGUUAUAGGUCUCGGCGUGUAAGUUGAUCUAUGCGAUCUAUCUACACGUCGAAGCCAUUAAGCCGGAUUUAUAUUUGUCUGUCGUGUCGUCUGUGAAUCGGUAUCAUACAAAAUGUACGAUACCGAUUGUCACGUCAGACAAAUGUAAAUCCCCCUUUACAAUAGCGUACGAAUUUUUUUACUUUUUUGACAUCAUUAACGUUAUUUGAGAAGAUGUCCGCCAUUUAUAGCACAACUUACUUGCUGGGAUAUAUAUCGAAAAGCUCAUCAUUAUCUUUCUAAAAACAUUUUUUUCAACAUCAUUUUUAUAUGAGUAUCAUUGAUGGUCAAUAGAAGUGGUGCAAUAUAAAGUUUUAUACUUUAGCAACA
Molecule: messenger RNA, 5011 nt
Organism: Bicyclus anynana (squinting bush brown)
Lineage: Eukaryota; Metazoa; Arthropoda; Insecta; Lepidoptera; Nymphalidae
Product: inositol polyphosphate-4-phosphatase type I A
Exons: 19
Coding region: 290-3766 (1158 amino acids)
Cellular component (GO): cytoplasm
Molecular function (GO): phosphatidylinositol-3,4-bisphosphate 4-phosphatase activity
Source: RefSeq, a predicted model, not a curated record